This is a messenger RNA of Pelmatolapia mariae (spotted tilapia), 3393 nucleotides long. RefSeq names its product zinc finger protein 721-like. NCBI's taxonomy places the organism in Eukaryota, Metazoa, Chordata, Actinopteri, Cichliformes, Cichlidae. The transcript is spliced from 5 exons. Gene Ontology annotation, biological process: regulation of DNA-templated transcription. Gene Ontology annotation, molecular function: RNA polymerase II cis-regulatory region sequence-specific DNA binding; DNA-binding transcription factor activity, RNA polymerase II-specific. Bases 419 to 2644 code for a protein of 741 amino acids. Gene Ontology annotation, cellular component: nucleus. The record is from RefSeq and is a predicted model, not a curated record.
GCAAAUAGAGCCCCUUUUUUAUGAAACGGGAGUAAAGUAGUGAACUUAGAGGAGAGAAACAAACUAAAGUAUCGAUCAUAUACCACUACCAACGUCCUGAUCGAUAUCUGCAUCGAUCUGCCCACCCUUGUCUCCUGGAUCGUAGCUGAGAUCAGCGUGAACCACGUGGGUCUCUGCUCCCUGAUCUGUUUCCUGCGUUUGGAAAGAGUUCCGGCUUCAUCGCGGAGUUUCUCUCGGUUUGUGGGCUCAUCUAAAGAUGAAGACCCUCAAGAUGUGACCCUGUGAGGACUCCCCAAAGCUGGUGCUAGGAGCGUAGCGGUCCACCUAAACAAAGGGCUCUUAUACUUAACCAGAUACAGACUGAUCAUCAGGAGGAGACGAGCCAUUUAGACUCAGCUCAGCCACUGCAGAGGAAACAAUGACUUCAACCCAAAAGGACCAACAUGGAGCGAGAAGUCGGCGCUCUCAGGAGGCCGACAAACCUCACAGAAGAAAGGGAGAGAAAAUAUACAGCUGUGAUGAGUGUGGGAAGGGUUUUACCCGGGCUGGAGACUUAAAAAAACACCAACUCAUCCACAGUGGAGUUAAACCCUACAGCUGUGAGUUGUGUGGAAAAUCUUUUACCCAGGCUGGAAACUUAAAAACACACAAAGUCAUCCACAGUGGAGUUAAACCCUACAGCUGCGACUUGUGUGGAAAAUCUUUUGCCCAGGCUGGUAACCUACAAACUCACCAACUUAUCCACAGUGGAGUUAAACCCUACACCUGUGAUGAGUGUGGAAAAUCUUUUACCUUGGCUGGAGACUUAAAAAAACACAAACUCAUCCACAGUGGAGUUAAAGCGUACAGCUGUGACUUGUGUGGAAAAUCUUUUACCCGGGCUGUUAACUUAAAAACACACCAGCUCAUCCACAGUGGAGUUAAAGCGUACACCUGUGACUUGUGUGGAAAAUCUUUUACCCAGGCUGGAACCUUACAAAGACACCAACUUGUCCACAGUGGAGUUAAAGCGUACACCUGUGACUUGUGUGGAAAAUCUUUUACUGCGAGUGGAAGCUUGAAAACACACCAGCUCAUCCACAGUGGAGUUAAAGCAUACAACUGUGACUUGUGUGGAAAAUUUUUUACUCAGGCUGUUAACUUAAAAAAACACCAACUUGUCCACAGUGGAGUUAAACCGUACACCUGUGACUUAUGUGGAAAGUCUUUUACCCAGGCUGGAAGCUUACAAAGACACCAACUCAGCCACAGUUUAGUUAAAGCGUACACCUGUGACUUGUGUGGAAAAUCUUUUACCCUGAGUGAAAGCUUAAAGACACACCAGCUCAACCACAGUGGAGUUAAACCAUACAACUGCGACUUGUGUGAAAAGUCUUUUAUCACUGCUGUUACCUUAAAAAAACACCAACUCAUCCACAGUGGAGUUAAAGCAUACAACUGUGACUUGUGUGGAAAGUCUUUUAAUGCUGCCUCUAACUUAAAAACACACCAAGUUAUCCACAGUGGAGUUAAAGCGUACACCUGUGACUUGUGUGGAAAAUCUUUUACCCUGAGUGGGAGCUUAAAAAAACACCAACUUAUCCACAGUGGAGUUAAAGCGCACACCUGUGAUCAGUGUGGUAAAGCUUUUGCUCGCAGUAGGUACUUACAGCGUCAUCUAGUUACCCACUCUGGAGUGAAACCAUACAGCUGUGACAUUUGUGGAAAAACUUUCAGCGAGCUAUGUAGCCGAAAUACACACCAACGGAUUCACACUGGACAUGAUGUUUACUGCUGUGUUCAGUGUGGCAAACUGUUUACAACAGAUGCACAGUUACAACACCACAUGUUUACCCACACUGAGGAGAGACCUUAUAAAUGUGACCUUUGUGAUAAGACUUUUAAAUCUCCACGUUACCUUAAAGUCCACCAACAGAUCCACACUAGAAAGAAACUCUACAAGUGCAGUUACUGUGAGAAGCAGAGCGACACAGAUGGAUCCAGUUCUCAACCCUGUCGUCACUGUGGUGGUGGGAAAGCGUUUCGCUGUGACCUUUGUGGAAAAACUUUCAAUCAGCAACGAAACCUAAAAAUACAUCAACGUAGACACACUGGAGACAAAAUGAACUACUGUAAAGAAUGUGGGAGAGGCUUCCCCACUCGAACUCAUUUAAAAAUACAUGAACUCAUUCACAGUGGGGUUAGAAAUCACAUCUGUGACCAGUGUGGGUCAUCCUUCACCUCUGCAGGUCAGCUUAAAAUUCAUAAACGAGUCCACACAGGAGAGAAACCAUACAAGUGCAGACACUGUGACAAAAGCUUCUCAGACUCAGGUAAUCGUAACAUUCAUGAACAUACACAUAUGGAAGAGAUCUUCAGUUGUGACCAGUGUCACAAGAGCUUCAGGAAUCUCAAGUCAUACUCCGAUCACAAACGAUCCCACGUUAAUAAUAAACAGUUUCACUGUUACCAAUGUGCAAAAACAUUUACUUCAUUAUCUGCUUUGUGCAAACAUCAGCGUGAUCAUGUAGGAAUGAAAUCAGUUGAUCACAAUGAAUCUGCAGAGGCAGAAAGAUCCUCUUCUGGAUUCGGGGUCAGACUUAAAAACCUUGAGAUCAGGCUCCACAGAGUUCAGAUGGACUCUCCUGUAAAGAGUGUCAGCUGAUGUCACACUUGGAUCUGAGGAGGUGGCUCUGAUUUCUUCACCUGCAGUGAAUAAUCCUGAAUGUUACAUUUAGGAAGCUGCAAGUAUAGAUAUGUACAUCCAGUUCCUUUGCUUUAAUUUUGAUGAAUUUUAUUGCUCUAAAAUGUUAUCCCUGUUACAUUUAAAUACACCCCACCCCCCACCCCCAUCAGGAAACAGUAGUGUUAAGUAGUAGUACCUGUAUUAUAAAGUUAUAGAAAUGUUUUUUAUAUCCAGCUGAUCGAGCAGCUAUCUAUGAAGUUCAGCGUUUUUAUACUUAUGUAUUUUCAUUGUUUUGAGGUCUAUAUUUCUAUUUUACUUUUUGAAAUUCAGUUUAAAGCUGAACUGGGGCUGGGCAAUAUUUCUAUUUAAUACUAAUUUAUUCCACAAGGUGGAGCUUUUUUUGAUCAGCCAACGAACACAUUCAUAUUUACAGUGGUGGCCUGCAGAAGACAAUGCAUCUUUAGAAAAUUGGGGUAAAGCAGCAAAAAACUAUUAGAGGUUAAAGUUUGCAGAUGACUGUUGUUGUUCAUCAUCUCCAGGACAGUGACACCAGUCAUGGCCCAGUGCUCUGGGGUUUUCUUAAAUGCUGUUUAAUUGUUUCUUCUUUGGUUUAGUGUGAUGGCCAUGAGCGAUGUCUCUGUCAGCAAAAAGGCUCUAACACUGACCGUGAUAAAGAUGCUAAAGAGAACCUUUAACCCCCACUGUCGUUUUUUCCUUCCAGCAUUCAG